CCUCCUCUGGCUCUGUUGACUAUUGAUAUGUCUAAUUCUUCUAGUUCGUCUCUCCUUAUAUAUCCUAUCCAUUACUCCCAGUAACCCUGCCUGGUUAUCCGAAGGGUUUCGACUUGUGGAGCUCAGAUCAUCCAGCCAUGCAGUCUCCGACGCAGGAGCAGUCAAGGCUCCUCCAACGCCAAGUCAUCUCCGGCAAACAAUUCCUGCCGCCGGCCAAAACACGAUGGCCAGGGUGUUCAGACAACCUUCUCCGCCCUCUAAGCUCGCCAACUACCUCCCACCGGCACCACCCUGAUCUUCAACGCUGUCCUCCCUACCAUCUACAAAGGUGCCAGUGCUCUUCCUUGAGCACCGUCAUGAUGAAAGUCGUCCUCGGCCUGUGCACCACCAUUUGCUUCUUCACUCAGUUUCACCGACAGCUUCCAAGGCCGCGAAGGCAACUCGUCUAUGGAUUCGUGCUUCCAAAUGGACUCAAAGUUUUCAAGCCUGACCCUGACGUGCAGGUCCCCAAGGAUGACAAGUACAGGCUGGAGUUCGCCGACUUCGUGCAUGCGGUGUUGUCCGUCGUGGUGUUCCUCGCCAUAGCUUUCUCCGAUCAAAGAGUUAUUGACUGUUUGUUUCCUCGUAAAGCCGAUGACGUGCAUAACGUGAUGGAUACUUUGUCUUAAUUGUGGGAUUUGCUUGUUCUUCUUUAUUUCUUCUCUUCCCCAUCACCAGGCGCGGAUUCGUCCCAACCUGAACCAAACUAAAUAAGCAUUAUUCUUGUUGAA
This is a messenger RNA of Prosopis cineraria, 770 nucleotides long. Its product is annotated as protein DMP9-like. Bases 138 to 668 code for a protein of 176 amino acids. Gene Ontology annotation, biological process: endomembrane system organization. The transcript has a single exon. The record is from RefSeq and is a predicted model, not a curated record. Lineage: Eukaryota; Viridiplantae; Streptophyta; Magnoliopsida; Fabales; Fabaceae.